Pipistrellus kuhlii (Kuhl's pipistrelle) is the source of this 1877-nucleotide messenger RNA. RefSeq names its product NBL1, DAN family BMP antagonist (gene NBL1). Lineage: Eukaryota; Metazoa; Chordata; Mammalia; Chiroptera; Vespertilionidae. Gene Ontology annotation, molecular function: BMP binding; receptor ligand activity. The transcript has 4 exons. Gene Ontology annotation, biological process: animal organ morphogenesis. The coding region runs from base 160 to 714 and encodes 184 amino acids. The record is from RefSeq and is a predicted model, not a curated record.
CGGCGCGCCGCGCAGCCCAGCCGAGCCUCCGGGGCCCCGCCAGCCCAGCCGGCCGCCUCCCCAGCCUCCGGGCCGCCGGGCCGCCACCCCCGGUCCGCGCCCAGCUCCGCGGGAACCGGCCGGCGCGCCGCACGUUCUAGGGCUCUGCAGGCCACGGGCAUGAUGCUCCGGGUUCUGGUGGGGGCUGUCCUCCCCGCCAUGCUGCUGGCCGCCCCCCCGCCCAUCAACAAGCUGGCGCUGUUCCCGGACAAGAGCGCCUGGUGUGAGGCCAAGAACAUCACCCAGAUCGUGGGCCACAGCGGCUGUGAGGCCAAGUCCAUCCAGAACAGGGCAUGCCUGGGACAGUGCUUCAGCUACAGUGUCCCCAACACCUUCCCGCAGUCUACAGAGUCCCUGGUGCACUGCGACUCCUGCAUGCCAGCCCAGUCCAUGUGGGAGAUUGUCACGCUGGAGUGCCCCGGCCACGAGGAGGUGCCCAGGGUGGACAAGCUGGUGGAGAAGAUCCUGCACUGCAGCUGCCAGGCGUGUGGCAAGGAGCCGAGUCACGAGGGGCUGAGCGUCUACGUGCAGGGCGAGGACGGCCCGGGCGCCCAGCCCGGCCCCCACCCCCACCCCCACCCCCAUUCCCACCUCCACCCCAAAGGGGGGCAGACCCCUGAGCCCGAGGAACCCCCCGGGGCCCCCCACACCGAGGAGGAGGGGGCUGAGGACUGAGGCCCUCCACUCUUCCUCCCCGCGCGUCCCCCGUGGGAUGCUGGGAGAAGUGUGUGGGGAGAGGCUGAAGCCCCCCUUUGGCACUGGAUGGACUUGGAUUCAGACUUGGGCUUGGAAUGCUUCCCGGUUGCCGUGGAGACCUGAGGGGAGGGGCGGGAGCCAGGCCGCACAAUUUAAUAUAUUUGAGAGUGGGGGGAGGCCGCUUCGUCAGGGGGGGCUCCCUUCCUCUCUGCCUCCUAGGGAUGCGCCCUCGGGAGGGGAGAGCGCUGGCUAAGCCACUGAUGUGGGGGGAGGCCGUGCAGAUGGCGGAGCCGGGCUAAGGCCCACACAGCCUCUGGUGGGGCAGGCCCCUGGGCACAGGUGGAGCUGGGCCCUGAGCUGAGGUGGGUACUUGCCACAGUGGCCCUGAAGGAGGGGCUGGGGCUGGGCUGGGCAGGCCACUGGCAGCAGCGGGAGCUCCAGCCCCACAGGCCUUCCCAGAGGCCUCAGCCCACCCCCAUGCCCAGCGCACCUUCUCCCCUUGCACUGAAGUGGCUCUCCCCCCGUGGUUGGGAGUCAGGCCUGGGCAGGACCCUGCUGACUUGUGGGCCUCUGGUUUUCUCUGCUUUCCAGGGGAUGGAGGGAGGCAGGGAGGCCAGGGGGUGGGAGGGACCCCAGCCCAUCAGCAGGAGAGCAUCCCUCCUUUUCUCUGAGAUCGUUGUGCCUCCCACGGCCCCCUACCUGCCAGGCCCCUCAGAAAGCUGAUGAGACAGCCUCACCCUGUUGGGGAAACUCUUUCUCAAUCCCUGAUGGUGGGGAGGGUCUCCCUUGCUCAGAUCCCAAGGAGGGGCCUGGGGGGUGGACUCUGGCUGAGCCGCAGGGGCGAGGGCUCUGUGUUCACUGUGGCUCUGGCUGCCUGUCCCAGCCGCCUCCCCCUCCCACUGCACUUUAACCCCGAGGAGGUGCGGGAUCCGGUCCGGGGCGGGGCAGGCGGUGGGAAGAACUGCCGGAGUCCGCUCUUCUGUCCCCAGCUCUGUCCCCAGCAGCAUCCAGCCCCAUGGCCCCCUGCCUGAGGGUGCCCUGCUCCUCAUGGCUGUUCCGACAAGAGCUUCUGGAGCUUGUAACCAGUAGAUUGUCCCCCUGAUGGACCCUGAGUGUUCUCACGAAUAAAUCUGUUCAACGCC